CGGGUAGGAGGCGCGGGGCCGAGGCGCGCGGGACGCGAGGGGGCGGCGCGCCGGCGUGUCCUGCCGCGGCCAUGGGCGCGCAGCCGCCGAACUUCUCGUGGGUGCUCCCGGGCCGGCUGGCGGGGCUGGCGCUGCCGCGGCUCCCCGCGCACUACCAGUUCCUGCUGGACCAGGGCGUGCGGCACCUGGUGUCCCUGACGGAGCGCGGGCCCCCGCACGGCGACAGCUGCCCCGGCCUCACGCUGCACCGGCUGCGCGUCCCGGACUUCUGCCCGCCGGCCCCCGAGCAGGUCGACAGCUUCGUGCGCAUCGUGGACGAGGCCAACGCGCGCGGCGAGGCCGUGGGGGUGCACUGCGCCCUGGGCUUCGGCCGCACCGGCACCAUGCUUGCCUGCUACCUGGUGAAGGAGCGGGGUCUGGCCGCGGGGGAUGCCAUCGCUGAAAUCCGGCGCCUCCGACCUGGCUCCAUCGAGACCUACGAGCAGGAGAAAGCCGUCUUCCAGUUCUACCAGCGGACUAAGUGAAGGGCUUCAGCUCCAGUCUGCGCCCCAGGCCCUGACCCCCGUGUGCAGGGGUCGGAGACGCGGACAGGCCCUUGAAGCGCUCAGCCCUGCCGCUCCCGCUGGCCAGGGAGACUGGGAGACUGCGCAGCUGUUCCGUGCAGGCGGGUCCUGACCGAAGAGACAGGGGCAGCUGCACUGGGGGACAAGGGGGCUCCCUCCACUCCCUCCCUGAAUAAAUAAGUUCUGAGAACCA
This is a messenger RNA of Mustela lutreola (European mink), 756 nucleotides long. RefSeq names its product dual specificity phosphatase 23 (gene DUSP23). The record is from RefSeq and is a predicted model, not a curated record. Gene Ontology annotation, biological process: protein dephosphorylation; cilium assembly. Lineage: Eukaryota; Metazoa; Chordata; Mammalia; Carnivora; Mustelidae. Gene Ontology annotation, molecular function: protein tyrosine/serine/threonine phosphatase activity. The transcript has 2 exons. Bases 72 to 524 code for a protein of 150 amino acids.